This is a messenger RNA of Exophiala bonariae, 984 nucleotides long. RefSeq lists its product as uncharacterized. NCBI's taxonomy places the organism in Eukaryota, Fungi, Ascomycota, Eurotiomycetes, Chaetothyriales, Herpotrichiellaceae. The transcript has 2 exons. Gene Ontology annotation, molecular function: oxidoreductase activity, acting on the CH-OH group of donors, NAD or NADP as acceptor. The coding region runs from base 1 to 984 and encodes 327 amino acids. The record is from RefSeq and is a predicted model, not a curated record.
AUGAAGGUACUGUUGACCGGAGGAAGUGGCUUCAUAGCAACACAUUGUCUAGAAGCUCUGCUCAAGCACGGCCAUGAUGUAGUAGCAACCGUUCGAUCUCCAGCGAAAGGUCAAGCACUUGUGGAUAUUUUCAAGGGUCAGAAUGUCUCGUACACUAUUGUUAAGGAUAUUGCGGAGCCACAUGCUUUCGACGAAGCUGUCAAAUCGGACCCCCCAUUUGAUGCCGUAGUCCAUACGGCGAGUCCUUUUCACUAUGAGGUGAAAGAUAACAAGAAAGACAUGCUCGACCCAGCUAUUUCCGGAACAACAGGAAUUCUCGAAUCCAUCCAUAAGUCAGCAAAGACAGUCAAAAGGGUUGUUAUCACAUCCUCAUUUGCUGCGAUCUCAAAUCCCAGUUCUCCGCCCAAAGUUUAUGACGAAACGAUCUGGAAUCAGAUGACAAUGGACGAGGCCCUGACUACCAAAGAUCCGCAGGCCGCUUACAGAGCGAGCAAGACGUUUGCAGAACAAGCUGCAUGGGACUUUGUGAAACGGGAAUCUCCAAACUUUGCUCUCACAGUGCUCAAUCCGCCGAUGGUUUACGGCCCAGUCCGGCAUGCGGUGUCAUCUUUAGAAGACCUUAACACGUCCAGCAAGCGUAUUUUGAACAUCAUACUUGGUAGACCACGUGGCACGGUGGGAUCGCCAAUACACGUUGAUGUUCGAGACCUUGCGGAGGCACAUGUGCUUGCCAUCACUGUCCCAGAAGCUGCUGGUCAGAGAUUCUUCAUGACUGCAGGUUUCGCCACAGAGGGCGCAAUGGGGGAUAUCAUUAGAGAGAGGUUCCCAGAUUAUGCCAAGAAUUUGGAUCCCGGUCUCAGCUAUGCUGUACCACCAUACGGGAUUGACAACAAGAAAUCUAUCCGGUUAUUAAGGCUGAAGUAUAGGCCUGUGGAGGAUACAAUCAUUGACACAGUAAAAUCCUUGCAAGCAUUGGGUGCUUAA